AGCAUUUCUGAUCCUGAUCGAUGCAUCGACCAUCUCAUGGCAGCUUUUAACCUCACCCCCUUUGACCCUUCAACACUCAUCCUAGCAGGCAUCCCUGGCCUGGAAGCUGCCCACAUCUGGAUUUCCAUCCCUUUAACUAUGGUCUACAUUAUCGGCCUUUUUGGACAUUCCAUGAUUCUGUUUGUUGUAGGCAAAGAGAAGACUCUGCACAAGCCGAUGUACCUGCUGCUCUGCAUGCUGGCGCUCACAGACAUUGCCACACCUACCUUCAUUGUGCCGAAGGCACUGUGUAUCUUUUGGUUCAAUUUGAAAGGCAUUACUGUGGGUGGCUGCCUCACCCAGAUGUUCUUCCUUCACACAUCUUCUGUGAUGCACUCAGCCAUCCUAGUGACAAUGGCCUUCGAUCGCUACAUUGCCAUUUGCAACCCUCUGAGAUACACCACCAUCCUCACCAAUGCACGAAUAGCUAAGCUAGGGCUCGUGGGUUUGAUGAGAGCUGUUCUCUGCACUCUGCCUCUGCCCCUGCUCCUGAGCAGGCAGCCAUUCUGUGCCAACCGCAUUAUCCCCCAUAUGUUCUGUGACCACAUAGCCGUGGCAAAGACGUCGUGUGGGGACAUCACAGUAAACAGGAUGUACGGCUUGGUGGUAGCAAUUGUAGUCAUCGGGUUAGACCUGACACUCAUUGUCCUGUCCUAUGGUCUGAUCAUUAGGGCUGUCCUCAGAAUCUCCUCCAAGGGAGCCUACCAGAAAGCCCUCAACACCUGCACAGCCCACAUCUUUGUGAUGCUGACGUCCUAUCCUCCCUUCCUCUUCUCCAUUCUGACACACCGGUUCGGUCAGGGCAUCGCCCCCCAUGUUCUCAUCAUCUUGGCCAACCUCUAUUUCCUCCUUCCCCCCAUGCUCAACCCUAUCAUUUAUGGGAUCAAAACGAAAGAGCUUCGUGACAAAGUGGGCAAAUACACCUGCAGAAGCUGCUCGCCUGCAUCCACUGACUCGAAUCUGACAUGA
Emys orbicularis (European pond turtle) is the source of this 1008-nucleotide messenger RNA. Its product is annotated as olfactory receptor 52D1-like. Gene Ontology annotation, biological process: G protein-coupled receptor signaling pathway. Gene Ontology annotation, molecular function: olfactory receptor activity; G protein-coupled receptor activity. Gene Ontology annotation, cellular component: plasma membrane. NCBI's taxonomy places the organism in Eukaryota, Metazoa, Chordata, Testudines, Emydidae. Bases 37 to 1008 code for a protein of 323 amino acids. The record is from RefSeq and is a predicted model, not a curated record. The transcript has a single exon.